This is a messenger RNA of Filobasidium floriforme, 441 nucleotides long. Its product is annotated as beta-glucuronidase UidA. The record is from RefSeq and is a predicted model, not a curated record. Bases 1 to 441 code for a protein of 146 amino acids. Gene Ontology annotation, molecular function: beta-glucuronidase activity; carbohydrate binding. The transcript has a single exon. NCBI's taxonomy places the organism in Eukaryota, Fungi, Basidiomycota, Tremellomycetes, Filobasidiales, Filobasidiaceae. Gene Ontology annotation, biological process: carbohydrate metabolic process; glucuronoside catabolic process.
AUGGUACCGCCGGAGAAGGAAACCAUCGGCGAGCUGUUCGAUGACAUCGGGAUCAACCGGUACUACGGUUGGUACGAGGUCACCGGCGGCCUUGUCGAGGCUGAGCAGCUGCUGGAGGACGAGUUGGUCCGAUGGGAGAAGAAGUACCAGAAACCCUUGGUCAUGCUGGAGUACGGGGCCGACACGGUCACCGGUCUACACUCGAUCACAAACUCGCCCUGGUCCGAAGAGUUUCAGUCGAGCUCUUACGACAUGUAUCACCGCGUCUUUGAUCGGGUCGAUGCGGGCGUCGGCGAGCAGGUGUGGAACUUUGCCGAUUUUGCCACGGGUCCGGGCAUCUUCAGGGUCGACGGGAAUAGGAAGGGUGUCUUUAGCAGGGACAGGAGGCCGAAGAUGGCCGCCCAUACGCUGCGCAAGAGGUGGACGCGGGAGGGGCAGUAG